AUGUACCUGGACAAGAAGGGCAACCCUGAAACACUACGCAAUAACCCCGGCAUCAGACGCUUUAUGUGGGAACACAUCAAUGAUGUUCAUCGGAUUAUGCACCGCAUCGGAGAAGCCGGAGCAACCUUCUCAGGAAAGAAGACACAAAUUUGCAAGCGAGAAGUACUUGUAGUAGGGCACAAAUGCACACCCGACGGACGGUACCCUAACGAUUCGGCAAUCGAGAAAAUACGAAAGUGGCCCCUUCCC
Punctularia strigosozonata HHB-11173 SS5 is the source of this 249-nucleotide messenger RNA. RefSeq lists its product as uncharacterized. Lineage: Eukaryota; Fungi; Basidiomycota; Agaricomycetes; Corticiales; Punctulariaceae. The transcript has a single exon. The annotation marks the transcript as partial. The record is from RefSeq and is a predicted model, not a curated record.